This is a messenger RNA of Lingula anatina, 2475 nucleotides long. Its product is annotated as adenosine 3'-phospho 5'-phosphosulfate transporter 1. Gene Ontology annotation, biological process: 3'-phosphoadenosine 5'-phosphosulfate transport; transmembrane transport. NCBI's taxonomy places the organism in Eukaryota, Metazoa, Brachiopoda, Lingulata, Lingulida, Lingulidae. The record is from RefSeq and is a predicted model, not a curated record. Gene Ontology annotation, cellular component: endoplasmic reticulum membrane; Golgi membrane. Gene Ontology annotation, molecular function: 3'-phosphoadenosine 5'-phosphosulfate transmembrane transporter activity.
GUUGUGUUUUUAGGUUAAAGGUUUUUCCAUUUGAAUAUGAAAUAUUUUAUGCACCUAUUUACUUCAGAAAUGAGAGGUUGUUUCAGUUUAAUGCUAUAUGCCUAUUACUUAAUAGUAAGAUGGUAGAUAUUAAUAAUACAAUACAAUACUGUAUAUGCAAUAGUCUGUAUAAUAUGUAUAUAAUGCAAUAUGAUAUUGGCAGAAAUGCUGCAGGCAGUAUCAUGAUUUAUUCCUUGUAAUCAUUAUGUCCCAGAUACCUGUGUAUUUUGCCUCUAAGACAACAGGUGUGAUUAAGAAUAUAAUACUAGUAAGCCUGACAGAGUGAGAGUUAACAGACAGGGUGAGUAAGGACUCUUAGGAGACAUUAUUUUAAUGUAUAGCACACUAAGAGAACCUGUAUAUGCAAAGGUCAGGCAAAGUGGUAAUAAAUGUGGCAGUAGCAUCAUUGCUACGUGUCCAGCUUUGCUUUAGGUCUGUGACAGCUGGGAUUUAUUUGAGAAAUCAAGUGUUCUGGUUUAUUUAUACUUUGUAAUAAUUAAGAAGUCAGUAUGACGUAUUCAGAGGCUAGUAUAUUGAAGUACAGGGAGCGACAGAAACUCAUAGACAUGAUAAAAAGCACCAUGCUGGCGCUCGUGCUGGUCCUGUUCCUGGUGUAUGUGCCUUCCUACAUCCAUGGCACAACCACAGAUGAGAAGUCCUGGGUGGCAGAGCUCCAGGACAUCUGGCUGGUACGUCUCUUCCUCAACUUACUGGGAUAUGCCUCAGUCUUCGUCCCUGCUGGACUGCUCAUCAGAUAUCUUCACAAUAACAACUACAAUGAGAAAAUGGGUUAUGGUUUGAUCCCAAAGUGUAUACGCAUUUGCGUGUUUGGGUUGGAGUCAGAAAAGCCUAGCAUAGAAGAGGGCUCUAUUAAAGCAGCGCCACCCCCAGUAAAAGAAAGAACAUUCCAACAAAAUUGUUUACUAUUGACUUUUCUUGCUGUGGGUCUGCAGGCGUCGUACCUUACCUGGGGUAUCCUACAGGAAAGAAUCAUGAAACAUGCUUAUGGGAGCAGCAAAGAUGACCCAGGUGAAAAAUUCAAGAAUUCUCAGUUUCUCGUCUUUAUGAAUAGAAUUUUAGCUCUGUGUGUGGCAUGUGUGACUCUUUUGCUGACUUCAUCACCAAGACACACUGCUCCACUGUACAAAUAUUCUUAUAGUUCUUUCUCCAACAUCAUGAGUAGCUGGUUCCAAUACGAAGCUCUCAAGUAUGUAAGCUUCCCUACCCAAGUCCUGGGGAAAGCCUCCAAGAUUAUUCCUGUGAUGCUUAUGGGUAAAAUUGUUUCAAAGAAAACAUACCAGUACUAUGAGUACAUUACUGCUGCAUUAAUCUCUGUAGGAGUGAGCAUGUUUCUGUUGUCACGUGAUGAAGAAUCUGAUAAAGCACAUAGUUCAGUGACAACUUCAUCUGGGAUUAUUCUCAUGGUAGGCUACAUGGCAUUUGACAGUUUCACAUCCAACUGGCAGGGGGAGCUAUUCAGUGCUUACAAGAUGAACCCAAUUCAAAUGAUGGCUGGAGUGAAUCUCUUUUCUUGUUUAUUGACAUGUACUUCUCUUUUUGAACAAGGAGGAUUUGUAGAAUCUGUUAGCUUUAUGUUAAGACAUUCUCUUUUUGCAUUCCAUGUGCUUCUUUUAUCCCUGUGUUCAGCAACAGGACAACUGUUUAUUUUUUAUACCAUAAGUAAUUUUGGACCAGUGACCUUCACCAUAAUAAUGACAGUGAGGCAAGGCUUAGCCAUAUUGCUGUCCUGUAUAAUAUACCACCAUGCAGUGAGCCCUCUUGGAAUCACAGGAGUGCUCAUAGUUUUUGGUGCCAUUUUCUUAAAGAUAUACUUGAACCAAAGAAUGAAAGCCAAAAGGAUUGCUUCAAAUUCUACUGUGAAUUCACAAAAAGUCUAAGUAUUAAUUUCCUUCAGUCAGAAUUCAUAUGUUUAUUAUUUGUUAUCAUUAUUGAGCAGCACACAAAUUUAAAGGUGUCAAGGCAGUAGAUUGGACUUAUUCCUUGGUGAUACCAAGCUAACUGUCCGUUUAGUUCAGAAAUUGAAAUUGUUCUAAAAUUAUGCAUGUUCCCACAUUUUGACAGGGCCCAAAGUAUGAUAAAAUAGCAGGGCUAUAUGGUCUGGUUUACAACCUUCUCAGCUUGGGAUGUAUGGCAAUUAUCAAAUUAAUGAUGUGAUACAAAGUCAACCUUAAUGAUGUUAUGAAUAAUGCAUUAAGUACUGGGUAUAUUGUGUACUACUUAUGAGUUGUCCAGUGUAUGGGACAUACAGGAGUGUAAUUAUAUCAAGGCACAGCCGAAAUAUGAGUGCACUUAUGUCAUUUGCACUUAUGUCACGUACAGUGGACAGCGAGUAGUUGUAACUGACCAAGAAGUUAUAACUUCUUGAAUAAGCAUUGUUUUACAAUAUGAUCACUAGGUAAACAGUAUAGUUCAAAU